Octodon degus (degu) is the source of this 2825-nucleotide messenger RNA. RefSeq names its product ankyrin repeat domain 34B (gene Ankrd34b). The transcript has 4 exons. The record is from RefSeq and is a predicted model, not a curated record. Gene Ontology annotation, molecular function: protein binding. Bases 248 to 1228 code for a protein of 326 amino acids. NCBI's taxonomy places the organism in Eukaryota, Metazoa, Chordata, Mammalia, Rodentia, Octodontidae.
CCCAGCUCCUGUCCGGUGCGGGUGGCUCUGUCUGGCUGCCCUGCAGUCACGGUCCAGCUCCUCGGCAGGCGCGAUCCGGAGGAAGGGGGCCGAGGCAGCCCGGACACCGCCGGCACCCUCGCAGCCGGAGACCCGGACUCCCCCCGGAGGUGCAGAGCCUUGAGAUCCCACGACCAUGAGCAGCGACCGUGUUGGUGUUGACCCCGGCGUCCUCCCCAGCACCUGAGUUGCCGUCUGAGCCCGGACGAUGGAGGACGUGGCCGAGGCGUCCGCCGAGGGCCUCUCCCUGACCAAGGCGGUGGGCCAGGGCCGGCUGCGGCUCACGCGGCUGUUGCUGGAGGGCGGCGCCUACAUCAACGAGAGCAAUGAGCGCGGGGAGACCCCUCUGAUGGUGGCCUGCAGGAGCCGGCACCCGGACUGUCAGGGCGCCAGCAAGGCCCGCAUGGUGCGGUACCUGCUGGAGCACAAGGCCGACCCCAACAUCCAGGACAAGGCGGGCCGGACGGCCCUGAUGCACGCCUGCCUGGAGCGGGCCGGGCCGGACGUGGCCGCGCUGCUGCUGGACCGCGGGGCCGACCCGAGCCUGCAGGACCACGCGGGCUGCUCGGCGCUGGUGCACGCCAUCCACGCCGAGGACAGCGCCACCCUGCAGGUCCUCCUGAGCGCCUGCCGCGCGCGCGGCAAGGAGGUCAUCAUCAUCACCACGGCCACGUCGCCGUCCGGGCGGCACACGACCCGGCAGUACCUGAACACGCCGCCCAGGCCGGCCUGCGCCUCGCCGUCGGAGGUGGACGUGGGGGCGGCGCCCGCCUCGCCGGGGGGGUCGGAGACCGACAGGACGCCCGCCGGCCCGUCGGCCGGGCCCGUGCCCGCAGCCCCGGAAGACAGCAGGGCUCUCGCGGGGAAGAAGAAGACCCUGCCGCCCGAGAGCGUCCCGCCGGGGCCCCUGGGCAGGCGCGGGCACGUGGUCCUCGAGCGGCGGGGCUCUGGCGCGCUCCCGGCGGAGCUGUGCCCCGCGCAGCCCCGGCCCGGCUUCCUGCCGCCGCUCGCGCCCACGCCCACGCCCGACGGGCACGCGGGCAGCAGGCUCUGCGGCCUCCUCGCCUGCGGGCAAAGGGUGCUCGUGCCAGCGGCUCCCGUUUUCCCUAAAGAAUUCAAAAGCAAGAAAAUGCUGUUAAGGAGACAGUCCUUGCAAACCGAACAAAUCAAGCAAUUAGUAAACUUUUGAGAGAGCUAGAGGACACGGCACCUCCAAAGGUCCGCAUCAGAGAGGUCGGGGUCUGAGGAAGGAGUCUCGCCCGGCUGUCCUCCUAGUCAGCAGUGGCCAGAGUCGCGAGCAGGCAGGUCGGAGCAGGAUGCGUUUGGUUUUAGGCCAUGCGAACAUACAAAUAAUACAUGGUUCUGUUAAGAGAGUUCUCUGAACCCAAAUGAAAGCUAUUUUCAGAAAACUACCAGUAUCAUAAGCCUCCAUGUGGCCCAAGUUUCUCAUUUAAACAAAACUCAGCAACGAAAGGUCAACUGUGUUAGAGAUAAUUUCUUAAAAUGUCAGCUCGGCUUAAUAUUUUAUUAGAAAAUAAUAUUUUCAAGUCAACUUUUAAACAUUUCAAGUCAACCGAUAAGACUGCAAUUUUCCAUGGCACCCAACGAGAAAAGAAAACCCGAGAGCUAUAAAUGUUCUGCCAUCACUAAGCCUAAGCAGCAGAAGAUGAGCAAGUUCCUCACAAACAUUAAAAGCAGGCAGGCCAAACCCAAAGGUCAAAAGCUAGAGGCAGUGCAGUCUGCAAAUAGGAUCUCAGUUAAAUUAUCCCCCUGGUCAGAGUUGCCGGCUGCCUGCUCCAGACUGCAUCCUGUUGUUUAUUUGCUUUGCUUUGAUCCUUAGGCGCACCCACCUACACUGCUGUCUUUUGGGGUUGUUCUUCCUCUGUAUCUUUUAACUCCUAUUAUUAUAUCAGGAAGCUUGUUAGAGGUUUUCUGUAACAAGGUAAUACAAAAGUUAAAAAGCAUUCCCCUUUCUUAAAUUAUGCUCAUGCUCCCAAAAGAAGCAAAUAAAAACAGAAAGAAAAUCACCUCCAACCAAAAAGGUUUGGGAUCUGUCAUGAAUAGAAACUAAAUGCCUGCCUCACUAAAAAGUCUUAUUAUUAGAUUAGCUUAGGUUAGCUAAAAUUACUAAAGCCAGUAGAAAAUCACAAAAGUAGCAAGUAUUUGGUCAGCACUACACAAUAUCAUUUCUGACAGGUAGUUAUUAGAAGUCACAUAAUAAGGGUAACAUCCGGAGUGUGACGUUCCAGUCAUCUAGUAUUUUAGGACUUACGAAUAACUUCUGACAACUUCUAUUAUAAAAUACUGAAAAAUGACUGUUAUCUAUAUAGCUGCAAAGUACAGCGUUUAUGCCAAUAAGCCGCACUUCAGUCUGCCAGCCUGAAAUCGGAGAGUAGACACGCCACACAAAAGCCGGCCUCUCGGGCUGAGGCCGCUCACACAGGCGGGCUUCUGGGCCUUCGCUAGGUACAGGAAGUCCCAGCGCUCGGCGUGAUGCUUUCCCUGGUCACUCGAUAGCAGCAAGUUGCAGUGUACAGAGUAAUUAGUUACUUGUGGCUUCUGUUUUUUAAAGUAUUUGAAAUUUGAGUGUUUUGAAAUACAUAAUAUUAAUUACACUAGAAGUUUGUUUGCCAAGAACUUAAAGUUGUGCUAGGCAUUUGUAAAUAGCUAAAUGCUUUUGCCAAGAACACUACUGGUAGCUGGGCAUGGGGAAACAUUCCUGAAGUCCCAGCAUUUGGGAGGCUGAGGCAGGAGGACUGCUGUACGUGCAAGGCCAGCCUGGGCUA